Lodderomyces oxycetoniae is the source of this 462-nucleotide messenger RNA. RefSeq lists its product as uncharacterized. The transcript has a single exon. Gene Ontology annotation, cellular component: membrane. Bases 1 to 462 code for a protein of 153 amino acids. The record is from RefSeq and is a predicted model, not a curated record. Lineage: Eukaryota; Fungi; Ascomycota; Pichiomycetes; Serinales; Debaryomycetaceae.
AUGUGCUUGUGCCUUUGGGAUAUUUGCUUAAUUGUUUUAUCAGUAUUUUUCCCACCGUUACCGGUAUGGAUUUGUCGAGGUAUAUGUUCGUAUGACUCGUUGAUCAAUAUUCUAUUAAUGUUUCUAGGCUAUUUCCCAGGCUUAAUACAUUCAUGGUAUAUUAUUGCCAAGUAUCCACCAUAUUAUAACCAUGAAGAAUCUAGAGUGUACUUUGUCUAUAGAAGUGAUUUAGAGAAUCAAACACCAGCUGAGCCAGGAAGGGGUCCCCGAUGUACCCGUCCUCAUCGUGAUGAAAAUACCAGGAGUAUUGCACAGGAGCCUCAAAGUCAACCUCUGUUUAAUUAUGGGGCCGUUGGUGAAGGUGGCAGCGGUAGUGGAACUAGUAACAUCAAUGAUGGUGCGUCUAGACAAGUUUUUGGUCCUCCUGCUUAUAGUGAGCUAGAUAAUAAGCAACUGCAAUAG